This is a messenger RNA of Ilex paraguariensis (yerba mate), 423 nucleotides long. The record is from the annotation of a GenBank genome assembly. Lineage: Eukaryota; Viridiplantae; Streptophyta; Magnoliopsida; Aquifoliales; Aquifoliaceae.
AUGGAAUAUAAUAUUGAGGACCCUAAGAAUCCUAUCCUGACCGGCCAGUUAUGGGUUGGAGGACUUGUUCGGAAAGGAAGUUCUGUGGUUGCUGAGGCUGAAGAUGGUACAACAUACCAAGUGGAAGUCCCAGAGAUCCAGGGAAAUCAUUUGAGAGGAGGACCUCAGAUGAUACAGUUGAGUUUAGAUGGGAAGAGGCUUUAUGUUACAAACUCACUCUACAGCAAGUGGGACAACCAAUUUUAUGCUGAAAUGGUGCAGAAAGGAGGCCACAUGUUGCAGAUUGAUGUAGACACUGAGAAAGGUGGUCUUGCAUUGAACUCAAGUUUUUUCGUGGAUUUCGGAGCUGAACCUGAUGGUCCAUCCUUGGCUCAUGAGAUGAGAUAUCCUGGUGGUGACUGCACUUCAGACAUUUGGAUUUAA